AUGCAAAAAGAGUACAAGGGAACGAGCCGUACCGUUGCCACAAAGGCCCUGAUUAUUGAGGAAUUUAAACGACGACUCCGUGACAACACCACUUCGCUAAAUAACAAUUUUCAGAACAUCAUCAACGCUUCCAAGGUAAAUAAUGACGAUAAAGCUCACUACAAUCCGGCUGGACGGAUGACCGAAUUUGCGACAACAAGAGCUGAAAUGCUUGCUCGAGCCGCACUUAUUAUUCGAGCCUGUGAUGAGCUGCAUAAAUUGACGACUGACAUCAAGGAGUUCAUGAUGUUGCACGAUGUCGAACAUCGGUCUAGAAACAUUCAACAACAGGAGAGAAUAGCUGCGGAGGAUUUUCGACAACAAAUCCAGAAACACAGUGAAUUGCGGACGGAUCUCGUCAGUAAUCUCGCUUUGGGUCUACGCUUUUUGUUGGUUCAACAUCUUUCAAUAAUUGAAAUGGUCAGCCAAAUUCCGUCUUGGAAUGCCAAACCUACAUAUUUCGAGGAUCGAAAAGAAAAAAUUCUCCCUGUGAAGGAUCGUCGCAACGUCUUAAUUACUUCAGCAUUGCCUUAUGUGAACAAUGUGCCGCAUCUUGGAAAUAUCAUCGGAUGUGUGCUGAGUGGAGAUGUUUUUGCGCGAUAUUCGCGUCAAAGGGGCCAUCAAACGUUGUACAUUUGUGGAACGGAUGAGUACGGAACGGCCACUGAAACAAAGGCCUUGCAAGAAGGAUUGACUCCUAAGCAGGUGUGCGAUAAAUAUCAUGCCAUUCACAAGGAGAUCUACGAAUGGUUCAACAUCCACUUUGAUAGCUUUGGCCGAACUUCAACUCCUGAGCAAACCGAAAUAUGUCAGGAAAUUUUUUUCAAGCUUCAAAAGAAUGGAUUUACUUCGGUGGCUUCAAUUGAUCAACUGCAUUGUGAGACAUGCAACAAGUUUCUUGCUGACCGUUACGUGAAUGGAAUUUGCCCACAUUGUGGAUUCACGGAUGCUCGGGGUGAUCAAUGUGACGAUUGUGGAAAGCUUUAUAAUGCGGUUGAAUUGAAAUCGCCGAAAUGUCACAUUUGCAAAAACGAACCAAAGGUCAAACAAAGUGAACACGUGUUCCUUGCAUUGGAUAAACUACAGCCUGAAGUUGCUGAAUACAUUGAAAAACAACUGGCCUUACCCCAUCAUCGUUGGAGCACAAAUGCUAUUGCAAUUGCAAAAGGAUGGAUAAAAGGAGGCCUUGAAAAGCGUUGUAUUACUCGUGAUCUCGAAUGGGGGGUACCUGUGCCAUUGGAGGAAUUAAAGAAAAAGGUCUUUUACGUCUGGUACGAUGCACCAAUUGGAUACAUUUCGAUUACAAAGACCUUGCUUGGAGACGAGUGGACACAGUGGUGGAAAAACCCUGAAAAUGUCGAACUCUACCAAUUCAUCGGAAAGGAUAAUGUUGCCUUUCACGCUGUCAUGUUCCCUUGUACCCAAAUCGGCACUCGCGACAAUUUCACAAUCGUUAAUAAUUUAUGUGCCACUGAAUAUCUCAACUACGAGGACAAGAAAUUCAGUAAAUCUCGUGGAACGGGUGUUUUUGGUGAUGCGGCUAAAGGGACGGGUAUAGAUGCUGAUGUAUGGAGGUUUUAUUUGCUCUACAUGCGACCGGAGAGUCAGGAUACAUCGUUUUCGUGGGAUGAUUUUUCACUCAAGGUGAACAGCGAGCUUUUGGCAAAUCUUGGUAAUUUUGUGAAUCGAGCACUGACCUUCAUCGCGAACAACUAUGGAGGAGUGAUUCAGGAAAUGCAGCUUCAAGAAGCAGAUAUCGAAUUACUAAAGGGCGUGGAAGUUGAUCUAAAAGAAUGGGAUCAACUGAUGGAUGAAGUCAAGUUGAAGGAUGCUGUGAAAACGGUUUUGAAUCUGUCUCGCCGUGGAAAUCAAUACAUGCAAAGCAAUGCCCCGUGGGCACUUUUGAAGGGAUCCGACGAGGAAAAAAAGCGAGCCGGCACUGUGAUCAGCAUUGCUGCAAAUGUGGCAUACACUCUUGCUUUGAUUCUUCAUCCAAUAAUGCCUAAGAUCUCUGAGCAUAUUCGCGAGCAAUGUGGUGCAGAAAAGUUGCCUUUAUUUACGCCGGAAGUCGUGUGCUAUCUGAAAGUCGGACACAAAAUUGGAAAACCACAACCGCUUUUUGUGAAGAUUGAAAAGGCGACGAUUGACGAAUUGAAGGCUCGAUUUGCUGGAGCCGAAUCUGACCAGAAAAAGGAAGCCAAAUCUAAAAAGCCCAAUAAAGGUAUUCAGUGUUUC
Molecule: messenger RNA, 2274 nt
Organism: Mesorhabditis belari
Lineage: Eukaryota; Metazoa; Nematoda; Chromadorea; Rhabditida; Rhabditidae
Source: the annotation of a GenBank genome assembly